Molecule: messenger RNA, 1434 nt
Organism: Salvia splendens (bonfire salvia)
Lineage: Eukaryota; Viridiplantae; Streptophyta; Magnoliopsida; Lamiales; Lamiaceae
Product: protein GRAVITROPIC IN THE LIGHT 1
Exons: 1
Coding region: 1-1434 (477 amino acids)
Biological process (GO): negative gravitropism; response to red or far red light
Source: RefSeq, a predicted model, not a curated record
AUGGAACUCGAGGGAGCUCCGCCGCCGCCGAUUUCCGACAUGUUUCAGAAAUUCGCCCUCGCUUUCAAGACCAAAACCUACGAGCUCUUCGCCGACGAAGACGACUGCACCGCCGUCGACUCCGAUUGCGACGUCACGCUCCUCCUCGACUCCGCCGAAGAAUUUAUCCCCCACCAGAAAGUCGUCGUCAUCAAACCAGACUCGGGCUCGGGCCCGGAGAAUUCGGAUUCGGACUUGAUUCGGGCUUUAAUCCCCUCUCUCUUCGCCACUCUCUCAUCCUUUGAAGCUUCGUAUUUGCAGUUUCAAGCGGCGCAUGUGCCGGAAAUCGACCAGGACGCCCUCGAGCAGGCUGAUAAGUCCAUAGUUUCGAUUCUGCAGAAAUUGACCGAGAUGAAGAAUUUGUACAAGGAAUCGAAGCGAAAGGGGCCGGGGUUGAGUGGCGGUUUCGAAUUCCCUGCAGCGUCGAUUUGGGAAUUUCAGGUGCAGGAGAAUCAGAGCAAGCUCAGGGUUUUGGAGACGAUUGUGAAUACGCAGCAGUCGCAGAUUGAUGUCAAGGAUGACGAAGCAAUCGAAUUGAGGAAAAAUUUGGACAGAAUUAAGGCUGGAAAUUCCGAAUUGAUGCAGAAAUUGGGGUUGAAAGAGGGAGGUGAAGGUUUGGGCUUGGAGGUUAUGCUGACUGUUAGGGUUUUCGAGGCAAUGCUUCGUGAUUCAGUGAAAUCUAUGCGGUGUUUUGUGAAAUUGCUGAUUGAUCUGAUGCGAAGAGCAGGGUGGGAUUUGGAAGAAGCAGCCAACUCUGUUUAUUCAGGUAUGAAUUACACCAGAAAGGGCCAUUUCCGGUAUGCAUUUCUCUCUUAUGUUUGCUUAGGAAUGUUUCAGAAUUUCGACAAAUCUGAUUUUGGAUUAUGCGAUUCUGAGACUAUCAGCAAUGGUAUUGGCACUAAACAAAUCGAAAAUAGUACUAUGAUUGAUGGUGAUUAUCUGAGGCAGUUAAUAGAGCAUGUUGCCAAUAAUCCGAUGGAAAUGGCGAGCAAGAAUCCAAAGUGCGGGUUUUCUCGGUUUUGUGGGAGGAAGUACGAAGAACUCAUUCAUCCGACGAUGGAGUCAUCAAUCUUUAGCAACCUAGAUAGGAAAGAUAAGGUGUUGGAUUCGUGGAAGUCGUUGAGUGUGUUCUAUGAGUCGUUUGUUAGGACAGCAAGCUCGAUAUGGCUGCUUCACAUGCUGGCGUAUUCGUUUAAGCCCGUGGUAGAGAUAUUUCAGAUGGAGAGAGGGGUGGAGUUCUCGAUGGUAUACAUGGAGGAUGUCUUGGGUAGGUGUGGUUUGCCGCCCGGGAAGAGUAGGCCGCGUGUAGGGUUCACGGUUGUGCCCGGUUUCAAGGUGGGGAGAACUGUUGUCCAGUCACAAGUUUAUCUCUCUGAUUUGAAACAUGUUGAGUAG